CGAUGACUUAAGCACAUAUAUUUUGACGUUCGUGUAUUAGUUAUUCAUUGAUAUUUGUGAUUUCUUGAAAAAUGAAUUUAGAGGAUCUUGUUUUAGAAAAUAUUCAUAAUAUUAUGAGUGAAGCCGAAAGAUUUGUGCAAGAAGGUCGGGAGAGACAUUAUUAUGACCAAUCUAGAAAAAAUCCAUUCGAUCAUUUAUCGGAUAAUAUGUUUAUACGUUUAUUCCGUUUGAACAAACAAUUAGUUCGAGAGUUGCUAGAAAAGUUGAAUCCUUUUCUUACACCUCCUAGGAGAAUUCAUGAUUUGGAUAAGGAAACGAAGGUACUAGUGGCACUGAAAUUUUUUGCGUCUGGAAGCUAUCAAAUGGAUAUUGGAGCAAAUGUUUGGGUAGGAGUCAGUCAAUCUUCUGUUAGCAGAUCGAUUGAAGAGGUUUCUGCUGCUCUCAAUUCCAAUGAAAUUUUCAAUGAAUAUGUCAAAUUUCCUUCUACAAUCAGAGAGUGUGAAAUUCUUCGUGAAAAUUUCAAUCAAAAAUUUGAGUUUCCUGGGGUGAUAGGAGUAAUUGAUUGUACCCAUGUAGCUAUAGUACCCCCGUCUGGGGAUAGAGAAGAAUACCUGUAUGUGAACAGGAAAAAAUACCAUUCCUUGAACGUACAACUGAUAUGCAGCAGUAAUUUAAGGAUAUUGAACGUGAUUGCCCGUUAUCCCGGGGCAACUCAUGAUUCAUUCAUUUGGAAUCAAUCUAGGUGUCAGUAUAUCCUUCGUAAUCUUUAUUUGCGAACAAGAAGAUCUUUCUACUUACUAGGUGACUCUGGAUAUCCAUUGAGACCCUGGCUUUUGACUCCAUUUGAUGGUAAUCCUGAACCAGGUACUCCCCAAUAUGAAUUUAAUCAACACCUGAAGAAAACUCGCUGUUUGAUUGAGAGGUGUAAUGGGGUACUAAAGAUGCGCUUCAGAUGCUUAUUGAAACACAGGGUGCUGCAUUAUACACCGGAAAAGGCAGGAAAACUAAUCAAUGCCUGUGUUGUACUACACAACAUAUGUGUUGAAAACAAUAUGCCAGAACCAGAUCCAGAAAUAGAGGAUGAUCUUUUAGAUCUAGAUUAUGGAAUAUAUGCUAUUGGCAAUGAAAAUGACACGGGGGGAGCAGGCGGCAUGGCAAGAGUCAACCCUGAAUUAGUAGAGGGGAGAAGAAUUAGGAAUAUAGUUAUGAAUUAUUUUCAAAAUGUGAAUUAACAAGAAUAAAUACCUUAUUAUAA
Messenger RNA from Coccinella septempunctata (seven-spotted ladybird), 1255 nucleotides. RefSeq names its product putative nuclease HARBI1. Bases 72 to 1232 code for a protein of 386 amino acids. The record is from RefSeq and is a predicted model, not a curated record. Lineage: Eukaryota; Metazoa; Arthropoda; Insecta; Coleoptera; Coccinellidae. The transcript is spliced from 5 exons.